AUGGAAAUGGAUUCCAUUUCCAACCAAAAUGAUGAAUUCCCAAUUCUUUCCUAUCUUCUAUCCCAAACCGAUCCCAACUCUCAACAGUUGGACCAAAACCUGUCAGCUCAAUUUCCCUAUUUGAACUACCCAAAAGUCCUGUUCUCGCUGACCCAAGCCAUCCCCUCCACCGCCACAAACACCCACUUCCUCCUCAAAUCUCUUGGUCCCCGACCCAACCCAGACGUUGUCUCCAUGGCCCGAUCCAACAUGACCCAGACGCAAGAACCGGGUCAAACGGAGAUGUACAAGGCAGUGUUGAGAUUGGAGGAGAUGCAUGAGGAGUAUGCGAGGCAGUUAAAGGAAGUGGAAGAGAGGAUUGUUGGUGUUUAUAAGGAUGUUGUAAGGGAGAUGGAGAGUGGUGAACAAGUCGAUGAGGAGGUUGUUGCUGUACUUAGAGAAGCAGAGACUGGUGGGGUUGUGGAAAGAGUGAAUCUUUCUGAGCGUCAGUUGAGGUUGAUUCCUGAAUCCGUUGGCAGACUUCAUGGCCUGCUUGUGCUCAAUCUCUCUCACAAUCUAUUAGAGGUCCUUCCCGAUUCAAUUUCAGGACUUGAGAAACUUGUGGAGCUUGAUGUGUCUUCCAAUCUUUUGGAAUUCCUGCCAGAUUCUAUUGGAUUGUUGCGCAAUCUUAAGAUUCUAAAUGUGUCAGCAAACAAGUUGAAGGCCCUCCCUGAGAGCAUUGCUCUUUGCAGUUCAAUGGUAGAGAUAGAUGCAAGCUUUAACAACUUGACGUCUUUGCCAAUGAAUAUUGGAUAUGGACUGGUGAAUCUUGUGAGGCUUUCAAUCCACCUUAAUAAGAUCCGUCUUCUUCCACCUUCUAUUUGUGAAAUGAAGUCUUUGAGAUAUUUGGAUGUUCAUUUCAAUGAGCUGCAGGGGCUGCCACGUGCAAUAGGGAGAUUGACAAAUAUAGAGGUCCUGAAUCUGAGCAGUAAUUUCAGUGACUUGGCAGAGCUUCCUGAAACAAUUGGGGAUUUAACUAACCUCAGGGAGCUCGAUCUGAGCAACAACCAAAUCCGAGCUCUUCCUGACACAUUUGGUAGGCUAGGAAAUCUAACCAAGCUCAACUUGAACGAAAAUCCAUUGUUAGUUCCACCAAAAGAGAUAGUGAAUGAGGGGGUUCAAUCUAUCAGGGAAUUUAUGGCAAAGAGGUGGCAGGAUAUAAUAGAGGAAAAGCAGAGGAACAUGGUUGAGGCUAACCAGCAACCAGCGCAGAGUGGAUGGCUGGUAUGGGGCACCUCCUUGCUGAACAACUUUGUUUCCGGGGUUUCUCAGACUGUUUCAGGUUAUGUAGGAGAAAAAUCUCCAAGAGAUCCGUAUCUGGACCAACUGCUCUGA
This is a messenger RNA of Dovyalis caffra, 1374 nucleotides long. The record is from the annotation of a GenBank genome assembly. NCBI's taxonomy places the organism in Eukaryota, Viridiplantae, Streptophyta, Magnoliopsida, Malpighiales, Salicaceae.